AUGACGAUACAUACCCACAAGAACACCGACUCGACCUCGAUUGCGAGCGAAAGCCCUACGGUUCAGCUUCCUGCUUACAGCGAAAGCGAUGCACAUAGCAAUGCUGGAUAUGAGAUGGUCGAUCCUCCUCACUCUGCCGAUCAAUCCACAUAUAUGACAGCAGAAGAAGAGAAGGCCUACCUUGGCAGCCGGAGUGACCAAGAAGCGCCUACCCUUCAGCGUCAUGCGCAAAUCGAAGGACCGCACGAAGGAAAUGCGCAAAGUCGAAUCACUUCACCAACACCUCUGGACAUCCAUGAACAGUCUCAAUCUAGCGGUCCAUCUGCAGCACUAGGUUCUCGUGGCCUCCAGGUCCCUUCGUCUCGUGCCAAGGUGUCAUCUGGCUUCCCAUAUCCAGAUAUGCUCAACAGCUAUGGCGUCAGCCCUAAGGAAUGGAGCACGUUUACCUCUGAAAUCACUCGCGCGGCUCAACUAAGUAGCAAAGAUUGGACCAUCACUGUCGGUGCUAGUGUAGCGACCUUUCUCGCUUCUGGCAUCUUCAUUAACUGGCUGGGAUUGAUUCCUGCCGUCGUCGUUGGGCAUCAUCUCCGCAAGUCGACGGAGCACAAGAACCUUCGAGCAGCCAGGGAUUCGGGAGAUCUCGAGGCCAAGCUCUUGAAAUGGAAUCAGACCAGCUUUGCGCCAAGAGGGUUCUUGGUCCGCCUUGACUUACCGGGCGACGAAUUGAGCGAUCUGACCGGACAGGAUGUUUUCACACCGAAGAAAUGGGCCGGGUGCUGUGGUGGUGGUCGCCACACUCGUGCAAGAUCAUGUGGUGGGGGGAAUAAAUGGGCAGGCAAGACCGAGAAGAGAGCACAAUACUUGCAAAGGAAGGCCGCCAAAAGGGGAAGGAUUGUCAUCGUUCCACUUGACGGAGUCAAUCGUUCCAUGCCGGGCUCGUCAGCAAACGUUGAGAAGACCAUGGACCAGAACCCUCUGUCAGAGUCAGAGAAAGGUCUGGUUGCGAUCCGUGAAGUUUGA
Messenger RNA from Endocarpon pusillum Z07020, 1020 nucleotides. RefSeq lists its product as uncharacterized. The transcript has a single exon. The record is from RefSeq and is a predicted model, not a curated record. Lineage: Eukaryota; Fungi; Ascomycota; Eurotiomycetes; Verrucariales; Verrucariaceae. The coding region runs from base 1 to 1020 and encodes 339 amino acids.